AUGGAGUUGCUUCCAGCUUAUGAGAAGACCCUCGAUAUCUGUUUUGCAUGUCCAAAUGGUGGAACAUUUGCCCUCUAUUCACUGCUUUGUCGGCAUGCAAAAGUUAAAACAAUCCCUAACCAACACCGGACAGAUGAGGAACUUACGACAUAUAGUCGGAGCACUUUCCAUGAGCACUCAUAUGCAGCAAAAACCAAGAGAUGGUUGGAGAAAUAUGCAUCCAGAAAAAAUGCUCUUCUUAUACUUGUCCUUGUUGGCACUUGCAUGGUGAUUGGUGAUGGAAUUCUCACUCCAGCUAUAUCAGAAAGGCCAAAAAGCCUCAAUAAGGGGUGCCAAUAUAUCAUCACAGCCAACUUGGGAUUCAAAGCAGGUAGCCUUGUUGUGAGAUCAAGUCCCUCUUCUCUCUCACAAAGAAAGCCUCAGGUUUAG
Molecule: messenger RNA, 429 nt
Organism: Thlaspi arvense
Lineage: Eukaryota; Viridiplantae; Streptophyta; Magnoliopsida; Brassicales; Brassicaceae
Source: the annotation of a GenBank genome assembly